Dufourea novaeangliae is the source of this 1712-nucleotide messenger RNA. It is a transcript of the gene phtm, whose product is annotated as cytochrome P450 306a1. Gene Ontology annotation, molecular function: oxidoreductase activity, acting on paired donors, with incorporation or reduction of molecular oxygen, reduced flavin or flavoprotein as one donor, and incorporation of one atom of oxygen; iron ion binding; heme binding. Gene Ontology annotation, cellular component: intracellular membrane-bounded organelle; cytoplasm. The transcript is spliced from 9 exons. Lineage: Eukaryota; Metazoa; Arthropoda; Insecta; Hymenoptera; Halictidae. Bases 1 to 1677 code for a protein of 558 amino acids. Gene Ontology annotation, biological process: xenobiotic metabolic process. The record is from RefSeq and is a predicted model, not a curated record.
AUGGAAAGUAUAGGAAAGGAGAAAAAUAAGGUACAAUAUUGGAUCGAAGAUAUCCUCGAGGCAAGCUGGUCGAAGCGAGAAAGAAAGGGGAUUAUGGAUGGUGGUGUUGUAGCGGGAGGGAUGAAGGAGCUCGAGAAGUCAGGACCAUAUCAUUCUCUUCCAUCUUUAUCUCUAUCAUUAUUACCUUCGUUCUCAUUGCCAUUUCAUUCAGUUACCGAUUUCAUAUUUAAUUGGAAAGUUAUUCCUCCUGGCCCAUGGCAACUUCCAAUCCUUGGCUAUCUUCCUUGGAUCGACGCAGAGAAACCGCACGUGUCUCUCACGGAACUGGCGAGGACUUACGGUCCCGUCUGUGGACUUCGCAUGGGUUCUGUCUACACAGUCCUCCUCUCGGACCCCCGAUUAAUAAAGCAGAUUUUCACGAAGGAUGCGUGUACUGGCAGAGCACCGUUGUAUUUGACGCACGGAAUUAUGCAAGGAUAUGGACUGGUUUGCGCCGAGGGAGACCGGUGGAGAGACCAAAGGAAAUUCGUUGGCACCUGUUUGAGAAACUUCGGUAUGGUGAAGCACGAAGGAUCGAAACGAGAGAGAAUGGAGAAAAGAAUAUUGAACGCUGCGGACGAAUGCGUAUCGAAACUCGAGCAACGUUCGAUAGACGGUCCAAUCAAUCCGAUGGACACGCUUCACCACUGUAUGGGCAAUUUCAUUAACAGCAUAGUUUUCGGAAAAACGUACGAAGAAGACGAGCCUGUUUGGAAAUGGUUGAGACACCUGCAAGAAGAAGGUGUCAAGCACAUAGGUGUCGCUGGACCGCUCAACUUUUUGCCUCUUCUCAGAUUCUUACCACGAUACGGCGAAAUGAUACGGUCUAUCGUCGAUGGAAAGGAAAGGACGCAUCGAAUAUACCGCGGCAUACUCGACGAGUAUCGUAACCGGAUCAACAUGGCGACAGCUUCAGAGAACGAGAAAGAUAGCUUUUUAGCAGCGUUCGACGAACAGAUGCGAGAAGAGGGGAACGCUGCCGAGGGAGGAUAUUUCACGGAGUCCCAACUUUAUCAUUUGUUGGCUGACCUUUUCGGCGCUGGGACCGACACCACCUUGACCACAUUACGUUGGUUUCUUCUGUUUAUGGCUGUCUAUCCAGAAGAACAGAAAAAACUUCAACUAGAAAUGGAUGAAUGUUUGAGCACCAAGGAGGAACCAACGUUAAAGGACAGAGAAUUCAUGCCUCGCCUCGAAGCUGCUAUAGCUGAAGUACAGAGACUUCGAAGCGUCACACCGUUGGGUAUUCCUCACGGAACGUUAGAGGAAACUGAAAUCUGCGGCUACGAUGUCCCAAAAGGCGCAAUGAUCGUGCCGAUGCAAUGGGCCGUUCAUACCGAUCCUAUUUACUGGCAAGAUCCCCUCGAAUUUCGACCCGACAGAUUCCUGACGGAUGAUGGACAUUUCUUUAAGCCGGAGUCAUUUCUUCCCUUUCAAACCGGGAAAAGGGUCUGCGUUGGCGAAGAACUGGCCCGAAUGAUAUUGUUCCUUUUCGCUGGACGAAUAUUACGAACGCUCGACGUGUCUGUACCGCAGGAUGAAACCAUCGACCUCGAAGGCGACUCCGGUAUUACGUUAGUUCCAAAACCUCACCGGUUGAUGUUCGUCGCGAGGUGUCGGUCGACGAGGGAUAGGUAAUUCCAUUUUUGCAACCUUAUUUUCUUCCACGAAUC